This is a messenger RNA of Porites lobata, 8624 nucleotides long. NCBI's taxonomy places the organism in Eukaryota, Metazoa, Cnidaria, Anthozoa, Scleractinia, Poritidae. The record is from the annotation of a GenBank genome assembly.
AUGUCUUCGAAAGGUACCACCGUUCCAGUAAACUUCGGAACAGCUCUGUCUGUUCUCUGUUUACUUCUUUAUUCUGCGGGAUUUAUUAGGGUCGAGGUGAAGUUUAAUGAUCACGAAGAAAGGCUGUUGGCUGUCGAGGAAGUCAUUUCUCAAAUGACGAAGCAUAGAAAGGCGGUCACCUCAGCUGGAGGUAAAGUUUAACGAUAUUUUUGUCUCUUAACAAGUUAACCCAUUAGCGCUAGCUCCUUUCAAAUUCAUCGCAUUUAAUUGAAACGAGGGAGCGUUUGGUGUGGGUGGUGUGCACUCGUUCCCUACGGAAUGGCGUGUCAACUUUUUGCGGGCCAUUGCUAUCAACUGUCACGUAUAUUGUUAUUAAAUCGAGACGCAAGAGACGAUGGCUUACGGAAACAAACUUGCACGUUGAAAAAGAAAGCUCCGCAAAAUUGCAAGCGAUGCGAAAAUAUCUUGGCCCCAAUUGUUCAAAAUAAAUCUGUAGAUCCGAGGGACAACGCAAUUGUUUCCCUACUCUGCUGGGGGGUCCUGCUGGACAGUUAUCAAUUGCGGCGCGUAACGUAAGUUUGAACACGUGUUUAAACAUCUAGGCCCUGGAGUAGUACUCUUAAUAAUGUAUGGAAUUUUAAUUCUAUUCUCUCUUGGUUUUGCUCAUGAAACUGAUAUUUUCCUUGUAUAAAUGGCGGCUACAGGCAGGUAUUUAGGGUUUUUUUUAAUACUCCACUUUACCAGAUUUAUGGCAAUGUGUUUGUCAGUAAGCACUUCUAAAUAAAUCGAUAACUGCGUUUAAUUUUUUUCCCCAUUAGCCAUGGGAAAUUCAAUGCUCCUAAAGAAACCAAGGCACAAGGAGGAAAGUACCAAUGAGAAACUGCGUAGAGUUGCGCGGCAUAUCACAAAUAACCAACCAUUUAAUACGUCAGCUAACAUGAAGCAGGUCUUAGAAGAUGUUGUAACCUCGAGCUUUAAGAAGAUAUGUCAAAACACUGGAACCUGGAACGUUUGCCCGCGUGGACUGACGGGACCUCCUGGGAGAGAUGGACCCAAAGGCGACAAAGGGAACCAGGGGAGGAGGGGUAAAAAAGGAAUAAUGGGACAGUCUGGCAGAAGUGGAAAACAAGGAAUUAUGGGGCCACCAGGAAUAAGGGGAGAAAAAGGAGUGAAAGGUGAUAUUGGUGCACAGGGUGUUCCAGGAAUGAAAGGCGAACCGGGAGAAUCCAUUUCCGCUCCAAAAGUGACAGUUUCGUCUUCUCAUCUGACAGUAAACGAGAGUAACACUGCGGUUUUACUGUGUUCUGUUUCGGGAAAUCCCGUCCCACAACUGGCUUGGUCACGUGUAGGCGGCGUGUUGCCUAGCAACCGAACAAAGGUCUCCUCAGAAGGUCUGCUGCAGAUUAAUAAAGUGCGACUCGAGGACGCUGGGGCAUACAAGUGCGUGGCGCGAAAUAUUCUGGGAAGGGAAGAAAAACGUGCGAGUCUGGUUGUAGAAAGUAAGCAGUAACCGAUUGUUAAGACGAAGUGAUUAGCGUACGUGUACGUUCUAGUCAUUUCUACGGUCCAUUAAAGAAAGCGGCUUUUUGUGCCAGUUUUGCUGCCAUUUCGGCGGAUUUCACGGUGAUUUCUCGCAGCAAAACUGAAUUCAUACGCGGCCCUAUUUAGACCUGGCUUUCCAGCGACCGAAGGAGGCUUCGCAGGUGUCCCCUUUAUAACUUCAAAACCGCUUAUGCUACGGUCACCAAAAUUACAGAGAAUAACGUGCUCGUCAUUUCCAACGCCGAGGCAUAACUUGGCUGACACAAUGACGUUCAAUUUAUUAGCAGAAUGCAAAAGAAAUUAAGAACUGUGGAAAAAAGGAUGUUUAGGAAACAACAAGUUCAUCAAGUUAUAAAAUUCCGGGGGUAAUUUAGACUAAAAAAAAAAAAUAGAAUUGGUCAUUUUAAAUUCUCUCUUUUUAAUUAUCUCAAUUCAGUCAUUAAAAAGCCUGCAUUACAAUAACAGCUAUAAUAACUUUGAUUAAAAAAAUAUAGCUAAAUUAACUGUAAUGUUAUAGCAGGAGCCGAUUACAAUCGGCUCCUGGCUAGUAAAGAUAGAAAUAAAUCCUAUUUAUAGGAAAAAUUAAGCAAAAUUUUGGAAAACCAGGCUGCGAAGACUCGGUUGCCAUGGCAACAUCAAUGUUAAGGAUCACGUCACGACGACUCAAAAAAUGUUCCCAGAAAUUGAUGCAUCUUUUCCAGUCGCAAGGGGGGAUUUAAAAGCUCCCUCAGGUUGAAUAGGGUUAAGAAUGUUGAUUUUUUAUGUGGUUUAUCUAUAAUCUUCUGCACGAUGUUUAACAAAAACAUGGAGCUGACGUGAUAAUUGAUGACAUGGCAUGCACACUGUCUUUUCUAUGAAUAAUUAAUUUGCCUGUGUAAACGAAUCAUAAAGUCAACCUUUUGAAGUUUUUAGUUUAUUUCAAUUACAGUUUUCCUUUUAAACUUUUUAUUUCACUUAGUGAAUAAUAAAAGAUUGACCAAAAGUUGCACAAAACAAAACGACAACAAUGAGUUUUUGUUCCUUUGUAUAACAGCUCGUUGUGAGUAAAAUUUGGUUUAGCUUUGGUCUUCUGUGACGUCUUUGUUUAAUUUCUUAUUUAUAUUAUUUUGUUUUGUAUGUCUGUCUCUCCAGGUCAACCUAAGAUAUCCUUGUCAUUUGGCCCAUCUCAUGUUAUUAAGGGCAAAAACAUUACCUUACCGGUAUGUUACGUGACUGGCUUCCCGUCACCAAAGAUCACUUGGCGUAAAAAUCCUGGAAACCUGGUGCAAGCAAGAACUCUUCAGAAAGAUGGACGAUUGUCGAUAAAAAAUGCUCAAAAAAGUGAUUCUGGUCUGUACAAAUGCGAAGCUUCAAAUAACCUAGGACUUGACUCGGCUGUUACACAGCUUAACGUUGUUGAGUUAGCCCGUUUUACGGUCAGUCCACCAUCACAGCUUGAAGUGAGCACAGUGCAGAAUAUCACAGUCCGCUGUCAGGCUGCUGGAGAUCCACAACCAACAAUCACUUGGAGGAAGGAGGGCGGCAAACUACCUGCAGAAAGAUCAAGCGUCAGUGCUGACGGAACUUUGAAAAUCUGGAACCUUAAAGAGCGGGAGGACCAGGGAAGAUAUACUUGUGUUGCCUCGUCAGAUGAAAUUUUUAAGGCGGCUUUCUCUACAAUGAAAGUAACCGUCAGAAAGCCGGGUAAGAUAGAGCUUAUUAUUGCAGUCGAGACUCGUGUUGAUAUGGGUAUCAUCAUAUCAGUACCAUAGAAUUUGUGGAAAUAAUUAGGAGGCAUAGAUAACUGGCCUGUACUUUACCAUUUCGCCUUUGUUCUCUAGAUCUAGGAGUGACGAAUGGCACAUUUCUCAACACGUCUAGAGAACUUUGCUAUAAAAUUCGAGGCUUAGUUUCAAGGCACCGCGACGGAAAAUAUCGGACUACGAUUUUCUAUGCAACAUUCGCCAGCCCUACAUUAUUGAACUGGCUCGUUAAAUUUAAUUAAUCGCGCAAUCGUGAAACGAAACUCGCUCAUGUACAUUGAAAAAUGAAACAGUUGUUUCGCAUAUUUUUUAACACACUUUCCGCAGGCAAUAUCAUAUCACUAAAGAGCAGUCCUUACAUUUACACUGACCGAUUUCCAAUCGAUUUGACGCAAAAGUCGGCUAUUUCGGGCGCUGUUAUCAUAAUUAGGUCCCGCACGUCGAUGAUGAUUCGAAUUAAGCGCAACUUUGGGGCGCUUUUUUAAUUGAAUUCCAUCCGCCAUGUACACAACCAACGUAACAGGGUGGCAAAGAGGUUUUCCGUGACGCGUGAUGGCCCCAAAUUAUCAGCGUGAUGCCUGAUCGGGACCACAUUAGCUGCGUGAGGUGUGACCAGGCUUAGCAGCCGGGGUGCGCGGUUUACUAUUUUCAUAACGCGUGACGCGUGAUUUUCCUUUUGGAUUGCCGUGAUUGGUGAAUAUCAUUUGAAACUAGAAACACAGAAAUUAAAAACAGACAGUCAUGACUUCAUUUUCGGGUUAUUUAUCUCGUUCCUCAAGCUCGCCUAAUCUCCUGUCAGAAUCCUACUAGAACUUCUAUUCGCUAUAUUCUUUUAGUAUAUACACACUCAGCGAUCUUGGUGAUUUAAGGAACCUGAUUGGUUCGCUAUCUCGGACUGUUCAACAGUAUUCACCUCCUAGCGAGUGGAUAAUGUGUGGGCUCGUUUUUUUCCCCCAUUUUCUUAGAGACAUAUCUUUUAAAAGUCGACAAAAUCCUAGGGUUGACUUUUUUUCAGGCAAGAAAAGACCUCGAAGGAUUCAAAACGCCGUUUUUCCAUUUACUGUUGUUGAGUUUUGUGGUCGAUGGAUUGUUUACAACUCCCGUUUAAAUUCGCCUAGAAGAGGCCGUUUUGUGAACUCAGCGUUUCCUAGUAAGAAAAAUUUGGCCCAACAACGAAAUUUAUUUAUGACAAACAAAUUUGAAAGCAAAUAUUUGCAGAAAUUCUACGUUUCAAGUAAACACGGGAAAGAAUGCUACAUUGAAAACGACGUCUUACCUCGAGGAACCGAAUCGCCAUUUUUGUCAGCACUUCAUGCGAAGAACGACACAACAAACCUUUUCGGCUAUAAACUUGGCGAGUCAACAGAAAACAACAAAGCUCUUAUUUUCUUCUCAGGUAAGGAAACAAUUCAAACUUAUAGCGGUUCCACUGAAGUCAUUACGCUGUUGUUUGCGAAGUGAUUAUAAGCUUGUGAAUUGCCUAGCCUGAAAUUCAUCCGAUUGCUUCGAGUCGUUUUCUCCUCUCAACAACGUCUGAAUCGACCGGCCGUUAAUGCCGUCCAGUGACGUCACUCACUACCCGAAAACCGGGUAGUGAUUUUGAUUGGUUGAUUGUCUAAACAUUCGCAUAAUUAUGAAUAAUUAUGAAAAAUUUUAGCGGGAUUGUCGCUUGAUUUUCAGCGGAUCGCAUCCCUGGCAUGGCAUUCUUUCGUGUAGUUCAAACAUUUCGAUAAGCUUAAUCUUUAUCUUAAACAGCAAAAUUGCCCUUGUCUUCGAAACUGAAAUGCUAAAUUGAACUGCGAAUGAAGAAUCAUUGCGGAGAGUCGGUAGGUUUUUCAUUUAGAGCCGCUUUGUGGUUUCGGCGGCCGCUAAUUUUGUUUACGCGAAGUUUUCUAAGAGCAAUGCGACCUUCUUGCUAUUUUCACCUUCAGAUGUAAUGAUUCUGUUAGCUUUUCUUUCUUGUUUUCUUGUUUUUUUCUUCAUUAAGGACCAAAUAGCUUCUUUUCAAUUGAAGCAAAUCAUUGUGUUUUUGAACUAAGUGUUUCGUGUGUGUUUAUUUCAUUGCGUGAUUGAGACCGGGUUUGAUUAUAGAAUUCAGUACAACCGGUUCAGAGUUGUACUGCAUGCAGUUGAUAGUUUGAACGUUAAACAUGAAUUACGAUCGAAAAAAUAAAGCAAUUCUGUAUCAUGCAGACAUUUCCAAACGAUAUUUCUCGGUUUGCCACUUACUUUACAUUUGCUUUACUUUUUGCAUGAAUUAAAGCAAAUGUCAAGGAGUAGUGACGUCACUGGACGGCAUUAACGGCCGGUCGAUUCAGACGUUACUGAGGGAGUAAUAACGACUCGAAGUCAUGGGAUGAAAUUCAGGCUAGUGAAUUGCCAUGUUUGAAAAUUCUACAAAGAUCUAUUUUUAAACUGCCGCGUGUCUAGCUGACCUGAUCUGUCAAUCAAAUCGUACUUUUCAAUGGUUUCCUCUCUGAUUUUGUUGAGAUCGCUUCGUGUGUAUAUACUAAAACUAUUAUUCUUUUCAAUCUCGGUGAAUAGUGGCUUUAGGAAUAUUUACCUCGCCACUUCGUGGCUCGGUAGAUAUUUUGCCACUAUUCACCUCGAUUUCAAAGAAUAAUUGUUAAAUAUAGCCUGUUCCAGGGCCCGGUUGCAUAAAACGUCCGUAACAACUACGGGUACACGUACGUGCACUCGUAACUUAAGUCAGUUGCAUUAAAUCACUUAAGUGGUCCACUUAGGGAAUUCACUUAAGUGGUUGCACUUACGAUUUUCGUAAGUGUUCACUUAAGUGUCGUUUAUGCAACAGAAAUUGCGGGUGUUGCAUAAAACGUUUUUUACGGGAAAAAUAGCACGUAAAUUUACGGGACCUAUGUAGGUCCCGUAUCGUUACUGUUUUUACUAAAUUUAACGAGAUCUUUUACUGAGAAGUGAAAAAAAGUAUUUUUCUUCACGUAAUUCGUUCUAAUGCGCUUUGUUAACCUCUGAUGUACACUUUUGUGAAAAAAGAAGAAGAACUAUCAUUUUCAGUAGAUAUUGAAGAAAAAUAACGUUUGCAUGCAAAUUUCAUUUUUUGAGAGUAAAAGUGUUGGAAACGACUUUUAACUUUCUUUACACUCACCGAUGGUUAGCUAAAAAAAAAAAAAAAAGUGAAUCGUUAAUAAAGUACUAUAGCAAGGUUACGUGUGCCCUUAAGUGAGCCCGUAAGUUAUCACGUAAAACAGAAACUUACGAGAGUGCUAAGUGUGUUCCAUGCAACACCCGUAAGUGUACCCAUAACGGAUUCGUAAGUGACCUACUUAAGUGAGCACUUAAGUGCAGGUUUUAUGCAACCGGGCCCAGGCGUUCAGAUUGUAGAAGGCAGGCGAAAAUUUAUGACGAAAAAAAAAACAUAAACGAGGGGAGACUGCACGGCGACUAUGGAGGAAACUCUCGCUCUCCCCCUAUUCUCCCCUCGUUUUCCCCCUCGUUUUUUCCGAGUACGAUUUAACUCGCUCCCCACCAUCUAAAUUCCGCGCUCUACUAUCUGAACUCCUGGAAUCGUGCUGCAUGGUUAAUAUAGUUAAUAGAGAGGUUAAGCAUCACGUUUACGUCUAACGGCAAACGCGAAUUUGUACCCCUUGACAAGUUUCCCCUUUACUUGGCGUUUACUGUGCAGUAUUCAUUGAACAUACCGUAUUUAUUCGAUUAAACUCCGCAGCGUUUAUUAGAUUUUUCGUGAUUCGAGGGCAGCGUUUAUUCGAGGGCGGCGUUAAUUUAAAAUUCAAUUGAUUUCUUGCAAACAAUAGUAAGGUAACUGAACAUUUGAAUUUCACUUCGAGCUGAAAAACAUUGUUAUCAAUGAAAGCAAAUUUCCAAAGCGUAAUUACAAUAAGAUGAACUACCGUAUAUUGUUGUCGUGUUUUGAUUAUGUUCCUUUGAGCUUCGAAUGUACUGAUCUUAAAACAUUGUUACAAUCAAGGAAAAUAUUUUGUUAGGCUUGCUUAACCUUGAUUAUCACUGCAUUUGCUUAAUGAGUCUAGGGUUAUUCUUUAAUCGAAUAAAUACGGUAAAUUAGUAGUUUCACGCAAUUUUUUAUCAAUAAGAAUUUUUCUGAGCUUUUUUUAUCUGCUCAUUUUCUAUUUUGAGAAAUUCUCAGCUUGAAUCUGACGUUUGCCGUUUGCCGUUUGCCGUAAGCUUAGACUGUCUAAUAUUUGAACAACUCCAGAUUCCAAUGAACCCUUUUGUACAAUUAAGGUCAUUCAACUAACCGUUAACGCGUAAUCCUACCCAAAAAUGACGUUGAGAACCAACAGAGAAUCAUUCUCUCAUGUGAGAACUAUUUAAUGGACCUGAUUCAUUCAGUAGGAGAGAUAUUGCUAUGUUAAAAUAGUGCAAUUGCACUUUAUUUACGUGAUGUGUGAGGCCCUAAAAAAGGUCAGCGUGAUGCGUGAUAGGUCCCCACCCCCCCCUUAUGCGCCGGAUUGCUAAAGACUGCUGCUCAAAAUACCACCUUCCUUAAAACCGCUGACAGAUCGGGCACUAUAAUGCGUGCAAAAUCGCCGUUCUUGAGAAGUGUGGGGAUGAGCCUUCGUCUUUUAAGUCUUCCGACUUCGACGAUGUGAUUUUUUUUUUCUAGAUCGUAAGCGAUGGAAUCGUGAGUGGAGUCGGAAUCAAAUAAAAAUGGUCUUAUUCCUUCUCCUGUGAUGCCAUCGAGCUAAUGAAUUCCCUUACAACAUUUUUUUUAAAAUUCUCACUUGCUGAUAAUCCUGACUAUUUUAACUCCGAUUAUACGACUCCGAAUUAAACUCCGCCGUUAGUGUAAAUCAUAUUCAAACAUUGUGCAGCAGUCUAAGAUUUUGCAGAACACACAAUUUUGGGGUCCCGAGCUCCGAAGUUUAAGAGCCACUGUUUGGUAAUAUUCUUAUUUGUAAUCGUAAUGAUUUAACAAUCAUUAUAAUCGUUCGAAUCGAACUGACAUUUUCUUGUUUUUCAGCAUGUGUUCCAUUAGGAGUAGCAAGCACAAGCUCAAAUCCUGACGCUAGAAUGACGGCAAGCACGUACUAUAGUAGCAGUUAUUACCCAUACUAUGGGCGGCUGCAUGGAAGUCGAGGACACGGAACAUGGUGUACAAAGACUACGACUGACAGAACAGACUACCUUCAAGUUGAUAUGGGUAAGGAAUAUUCUAUUUGUGCAUUGGCAACACAAGGAUGUAAGAGUUGUAGUGGCGCAUGGACCACCGGCUACAAAGUUUAUGUUUCGUCACAAGCGGUCACUUGGAACACGUACAAAGAAAACAAUGCAGAAAGAGUAAGCUUAUUAACUUCACUUAAUACUUUGUUUAAGUUCUCUUAG